Molecule: messenger RNA, 2138 nt
Organism: Tympanuchus pallidicinctus (lesser prairie-chicken)
Lineage: Eukaryota; Metazoa; Chordata; Aves; Galliformes; Phasianidae
Gene: RAB20
Product: RAB20, member RAS oncogene family
Exons: 2
Coding region: 895-1575 (226 amino acids)
Biological process (GO): regulation of vacuole fusion, non-autophagic; intracellular protein transport
Cellular component (GO): phagocytic vesicle; vacuole; fungal-type vacuole membrane
Molecular function (GO): GTPase activity; GTP binding
Source: RefSeq, a predicted model, not a curated record
GAAAAGAGCUUAGUAAAGGCCAGACACCAAUAAUGGUGCCUGGGCAGUGACUCUCUUGCAGAAAGUGAAGGUGUUUUUUUUUCUGGUAGUUGCAAACUAGAAAGGUGCAUUUUAGAAUUCACACAGCAGUCGGUGGCUCUGUGCAGAAAGAUAGCUUUACAGGCCUAAAAUGAUUUGUUUUUAUAGAGUGGGGAUGUUUGCAGGAUAUUUGGAACCUCAGACUCCAUCAGAAUUUGACAUGUUUGUCCUUUAAGACAAAAACAUGGAGCAUAAAAUCAUAGAAUAUCUCAGGUUGGAAGGAUCCAAUAAGGAUCAUUGUGUCCAGUCCAUAUGGAGAUUUAUGGGAUGAGGGUGACUCUUUUUGCCCUUUUAAGUCUUUCUUUAAUAUGAGACAGAUACUUGACUUAGCAAUUAGAAUAAGUUACAUUUGGAGAUGCAGUAGGCUUUUCCCAGUCAUAUACUACGUUGAGAUCUCUUCCUGUUUGGUUUUGGUGGGUUUUCUUCAGAAUUAUUGAAUUAUUUUCCUUUGUUCUUUGUGCACAUAACCAACGCAGCUGUUAUUUUCUUCUUCCCUGCGUAACUCUUUCUACUUUACAAGAUGAAAGUGAAACCCUUUGGGUAUUAAGAUCUGUACUUUCCAAUGUUUAAAUUAUGUUCUUUUUUGGCCAAGAUAUCCAUAACUUAAUAACUUAAAUAGUAGCUCCUGAAGUAGGACGCAGUUCACACCUCAAACAUUAAUUAAUUUCUGAGCAAUGAGAACUAACAAAAUAAAUGUGUCUUGAUUUUCAGUAGAGCUUGAGGUCUGUUGUGUUCUGAAGCUUCCGCGUACACAAUUAUGUUCUAUAAUAUAACACUGUGAAUGUAUUCUGCUAGGUGAAGGCGGAGCUUAAAUGAAUGUUCUGGUUACUCAGUGUUCAGUGGCAUCAUGUUUUUGUUCUGCUUUGUUUUUUUCUUCCCCAAAGACUUUUAUUCUGUAGGGAAUUUUGUCUGGGAGCAAACCCAAAUGAUGGCAUUUUGAAUGGAUUUGGAAGUCAUGUAUUCAGACAGCUUCUGGGCCGGGAACAGUUUCAUGGCUUGGGAUCGAUGUACUGCAGAGGAGCAGCCGCCGUCAUCCUGACGUACGACGUGAACAGCCUGCAGAGCCUGGCGGAGCUGGAGGACAGGUUCCUGGCACUGACAGACAGCGCCAGUGCCGACUGCAUCUUCGCUAUCGUUGGCAAUAAAGUGGACCUCAGCGAUGACUGUGCGUCGCCGCCUGAUGAAAACAGACCUGAGAAGGCCGUUGCCGGCUGCAGCUCAAAGGUGCGGAAACAAGUCCGCGUGGAGGAUGCGAUUGCGCUCUACAAGAAGAUACUGAAAUACAAAAUGCUGGAUGAGAAGGAUGUUCCAGCAGCUGAGAAAAUGUGCUUUGAGACCAGUGCGAAAACAGGUUAUAAGGUGGACUACCUCUUCGAAACUGUGUUUGACAUGGUCGUACCAAUAAUCGUACGGCAGAAAGCUGAGGGGCCAUCGCAGACUGUAGACAUUACUGACUACAAACCGGCCAAAAGGACAAAAUCUGGGUGUUGUGCCUGAAAGUGAUGUGGCAAAAAAAGGGGGAGGGACUGCCCACUGUGGCAAACAGAGGAGCGUUUGCAGCACACCAGAGAGGAAAAAGCAAAGAAAAAAUAGACUGUAAUGGCUUACAAUCCCUAAACAAAACAGAAAAAGCACCACGGAGUUUCCUGAGCAUUAAAUGUUUCUGAGAAACUCUGUGUAUGAGAAUGGGAGUGAAAUGAUGGAAGACGUACCCAGUUUCCAAGGGCUUCGAAGGCAACUUCUGUUGGUACAUUUGAUAGUGACAAUCAUUUGAACAGUUUAGAAGAAGUCUUAUUUUUCAAUGACUCGCCACUUCAUGUUACGUGAAAACGAUCUAUUUGUAUAAUCUAUGCAGCUUUCAAAUGGUUAUCAUCUUUUCCCUUGUGAUUCUGACUUUGGAGGAUAGAAUGCACGGUACCUUUUUUAUUCUUAAAAAAAAAAAAAAAAAGAAAAUUCAGGUAUAAUUUAUAUAUGUAGCUAAUAAAGAAAUUACUGUCAGGUCCAGCAUUGUAAGAUUCUGAAGCUGUGCUAUUAAAAUCACUGUGGAUAUGUACUGUUAA